AUGUGGACAAACUCAACGGAAAACGAUGGUGAUGAAUUAUUAGCUGCAGCAUUAUCAUCCAUCCUAGGCAAAGAAAUCGUACCCGAGUCAAGUGUACUCAAGCAGACACAGCGGCACGUUAGCAAAAUUUCAUUACUUAAUCAACAUGUAGCAUCACUAGUUUAUGGCAAAGUCGGACGAGAUGAUAGCAGCACUAAUAAGUUGUUAUUAACAGUAUAUGUAACUGUUUUAGCAACGAAACAGAAAUUCUCUUGUGUGAUUGAACGUGAUGCGAGUGUUGAUAAAUUAAAACAAUGGAUCUUUCAAAAGACAAAUAUUACAUGUGAUAAACAAAAUCUUAUUCAUUGUGGAGAAGAGAUGGAUGAAGGUCAUCUGUUGAGUGAAUAUAAUGUUCAAGAUUCAAGUGAAAUAUCCGUCAUUCGUUUAAGAGCAAUGAAUGCCAACGAUAUUUUAAUAUUGGAUUCGAGCACACGAGAUUCACACUAUGAUUAUGAUUUUACUAAUAUUGAUGAUACAGGCAAAUCUUUUACUCGCGCCAACGUACAAUAUCGUCGACCGUGCGGAUGGAGACGUUUUGCAAUUCGAGUUUGUGGAAAAUAUGAAAAUGAAAUUUGGCUCGGCUGCGAUAAUAGGAAUGGCGAGUGGCCAGUUUCAUAUCAUGGAACUAAGCAUGAUGCAGCUAUUUCAAUUGCUCAAAGUGGUUUUGACUUAAGCAAGCAUAAACGAUUUCUCUAUGGUCGUGGUGUUUAUACGACACCAAAUAUUGAUAUAGCAGAAACUUUUGCAACACAUUUUACACGCAACGGUCGGAAAUUUUGUGUUGUUAUACAAAAUCGAAUCAAUCCAGAAACUGUAGUUAAACUGAGUGCUGAUCAGGACGGAGUUGACGACUAUUGGAUAUCGCCCAGCGCUGAUGAUGUUAGACCAUAUGGCUACUGUAUAAAGAGUAUAUCGUAG
Adineta ricciae is the source of this 957-nucleotide messenger RNA. The record is from the annotation of a GenBank genome assembly. NCBI's taxonomy places the organism in Eukaryota, Metazoa, Rotifera, Eurotatoria, Adinetida, Adinetidae.